Messenger RNA from Culex pipiens pallens (northern house mosquito), 540 nucleotides. RefSeq lists its product as uncharacterized. NCBI's taxonomy places the organism in Eukaryota, Metazoa, Arthropoda, Insecta, Diptera, Culicidae. The record is from RefSeq and is a predicted model, not a curated record. The transcript is spliced from 2 exons. Bases 1 to 540 code for a protein of 179 amino acids.
AUGACUCUCACAAGUGUUUUGAUGCUGUCCAUACUGGUAAUCGCUCCAGCGAGUUCGAUCCAGGUGAUGUUUGACUCCGUCAGUAACUGCAACGGGAGUGGGGUUAUCGAUUGCAACGUAAGGGUUCACAAAAUCAACAAAACAACGGCAGCUCUCAUGGGAGAACUGGUGCAAAACAUGGAAGUAGACGACAGUUAUGUGGGUUCAGUGGAACUGCACCACAGCGCGUUGGGCAACAAUCAGUUCAAUCGCUACCCGAUGAAAAUGGGACCGACUGGGAUGUGCGACUUUCUGGACAAGUACUGGGACGAUUACUACGAGUACGCCGUCAAGUACGUACCGAACAUUGUGAAACCACGCGAGUGUCCGUUUGGAGCAAAGACUUACCAGAUAGCGGAUUGGAUCAUGGACUCCGAAAUGCUGCCCCAGUUCGUGCCAACGGGACUUUGGAAGGUGAUCAGUUUGCUGACCAGCACUAAAAACGAACACUUUUUUGUGAUUGAAAUUAUUUUCAAAGUGUACGAGGACGGUUAUUUUUAA